UCAAUAAAAAUGGAGGUCAAAAUAUAAUGUAUUCACGAAAAAUAAGGUAAAACUUAAGUAUUUUAAAUAAAAGCUUGUUUAAAAGAUAAUCUAAAUGACCUAUACCCCACCUGUUGGAAAAAUUCUCAAAAUUAAUACAAUGGAUUUGUAUUUUCCGUGAACGUAACUAUCCGACGUUAGGCAGCUGUUCGAAGUAAGGGCAUUGCUUCUCUAAAAAUCAUGCUUCGCCAAUAUUAUUACUUUAUUGUUUUACAGCUAUUACUUAAGUUCCAACACAUUGUUGUAAUCAUCAAACCAUGGAGUUUGAAGAAGCCGAUAACAGGGUUCCUUGUAGUUACUGUGGGAGGAAAUUUAACCCUGAGAGUCUGGACCGCCAUGCAAAAAUCUGUGCCAAAACCUCAAAACCACGUCCUGUAUUUGAUUCAAGCAACCAAAGGGUUUUCACAGCUGGUGAUACAAACAAUAUACCAGUUCCAAAGAAGAACAAAGCACCGAUAACAAAGCCACAGAAAAAAUCGACAGUUGGGACACUAAAAAGCGCAGGAGAUAGAGCUGUUCGAAACCCACCUCAGAAAAAGGCACCAGCCAGAUCAGCACAAUCCAAUUACAACCAAUGCCCUCACUGCUUGAGAAAGUUUAACAAUGAGGCAGCACAGAGGCAUAUCCCAUUUUGUGCUGAACAACAUAAAAGGAUUGGCCUUAAAAAAGAGACAACAUCUAUAAAAAAAGACAGUCUUUCUGCUCAGGCAGCAGCUAGAGCAAUGGCAAGACAAAAUUAUAAGCCGCCUUCAUUAAAACCAUCAUCUGGGCGCAGUGAUUCCAGAUCACCUGGUAAUUCUGCAACCUCUAGGUAUGCAACUAAUGGAAGAGGUAAAAAUGAAAAGUUUAACAGCGCAACACUGAGGGUGGGGUCUAAUGCUGAAAGAAAUGGCAUUUCCCCAAAGCGGUCCAAUCCUGAAUGGAAUGCAGACAUAGAAGUACCUGCAUACUCAUCUGAGGUGCGUACACGUACAGGAUUAAAAGCGUACACAUCUAACAACACUGAAAAGGAAAGGUUCCAGCGCCAGAGAGGAGUUCUUGAAGAGAAGAAAAACACAAUUCGUAAAAUCAGCACAAGGAAUGACAAGUUAAGACAGCUUGGCGUUGAUGGUGUAUCGGACCAACAUGAUUUAUUUGGAAUUGGUGCGUACAAAAGUAAUGAAGUCUCUCCCAGUCCGUCCAGUGGCAGUAAACGUUCUUUGAAAGGAAACUCUCCAUUGUCAAAUCACGAAAGGCGGGACUUCGUAUUCCGAAAGAAUGGCGCAUAUGACUUCAGUGAGACGUACUCUCCAGAGUUUACAGACUCCAACUACCGCCUGCCUUCUCCAGGGUCGAAAUUUUGUCAUGAAUGCGGUUCCAGAUACCCCAUUUCCAAUGCCAAAUUCUGCUGUGAAUGUGGUCUUAAGAGAAUUGUACUUAACUAAAAUUUACUCUGUGAAAUAAUAUAUAUAAAGUUUAUUUUAAAAUUUGAAUCCAUUUGAUAUUCUGUAAUGUCGCAACUUUGUGUUCCUCAACUGUUUAAUGUAUCAUAAACCAAACCUUAAAGCACCCUAGCAACUUUCCCUAUUGUCACUUUUACAAUAAAACUUCUAUCCCUAUGUCCUAUAAUACAUUCCAUUGCAAAUGCCCUUUUGUUCCACUGUAUCACUCUAUUAUCAUUAUCAUAUGUUAACUUUUAUACAUAAAUAAAGCAACUGUAUAUUUUACCUUAGCCAUACCCAUACUAUAACUAAAAAAGGGCAAGGUUUUAAAUAACUCUGGUUUGUGCUGUGUGUUUAUAAACCUAAAAAUUCUUGUUUUUUAUAUAGUUCGUCCUAAUCUGUUUAAACUUUACAUUUUUCAUGUUCAAAAUUCAAUAAUAAUUCAUAUAUUAUAGACUUAGUUAUAUUUCUAUAUUGCUACAAAAUAAAAAUUAUUACACUGUUGGUACAGAAUUUUUUAACUGAUUUCAAUUUUUUUAUGUACACUUGUAAUGGGAAAUAACUAGCACAACAUUCAUAUAGAAUAUAAUUACUGAAUAAUA
Ciona intestinalis (vase tunicate) is the source of this 2062-nucleotide messenger RNA. RefSeq names its product zinc finger C2HC domain-containing protein 1A. NCBI's taxonomy places the organism in Eukaryota, Metazoa, Chordata, Ascidiacea, Phlebobranchia, Cionidae. The record is from RefSeq and is a predicted model, not a curated record.